Mercenaria mercenaria is the source of this 6792-nucleotide messenger RNA. Its product is annotated as 3-keto-steroid reductase/17-beta-hydroxysteroid dehydrogenase 7-like. NCBI's taxonomy places the organism in Eukaryota, Metazoa, Mollusca, Bivalvia, Venerida, Veneridae. The record is from RefSeq and is a predicted model, not a curated record. The transcript is spliced from 12 exons. Gene Ontology annotation, cellular component: endoplasmic reticulum membrane. Gene Ontology annotation, molecular function: 3-beta-hydroxysteroid 3-dehydrogenase (NADP+) activity. Bases 1 to 1338 code for a protein of 445 amino acids. Gene Ontology annotation, biological process: cholesterol biosynthetic process.
AUGGGAACUUUUACCAACAUAUACCCGCUGGAUAACCGUCUAUCCGGAACCCUUGGAAAUGUAACCCGCUGGAAAGAGAAGACGAGGAACGUACUGAGAGAUCCAUUACCCCUUCCACUCGUUGAAUCAGACGAAGCAAAUUCGGAUUCUAUACAGCAGGCGUUACCCUCAGAGCUGGAAAAUGGGGUAAUCAGCAGAAACAGUGACUGUUACCCAAGAGCUAACCCCAGUGACCAGGCAGCAGGAUCAGACAUCCAGCUUGAUUAUUCAAAGGAUAGUCGGAUAGUCCUGGCAAGCUCUUCUAUCAUCCUGGCAUUGGCUGGUGUUGGCUUAUCAGUGGCAGAUCGUCUGCUUACGGAACAUGAAGGAAUACGUGUUUGUCUUGCGUGUCGCAACAAGGGUCGAGCUGAGAAUGCGAGGGCAAGACUCCUGCAACGUCACUCCAGUGCAAAUAUAUCAAUUAUUAUAGUAGACACCAGCUCAGUAGAGUCUGUUAUCAGGGCUUCUGAGGAAAUCAGGAAAAAAUUUACAAGACUUGAUUAUAUCUACUUGAAUGCAGGUGUAAUGAAGGUCUCCAGUAUUAACUGGUCUAAAGUUUUAGCUAUCUUCUCAAGUCAAGGAGCUAGAAUUCUAAGCACUGGAUGGGGCGUGUUGAAUCAUAUAGAUGAAGUAACACCAGAUGGACUUCAAGAAAUUUUUGCUACAAAUCUGUUUGGACAUUUUGUUAUGGUGAGAGAACUAGAAGAUUAUUUAGGAGGAACACAAACAACACAAAUUAUCUGGACAUCUUCACAGAAUGCUAAUGCAGACGAUUUCAGCUAUACUAAUAUACAACACAGAAAUGGGAAAGAACCGUAUGCAUCCUCUAAGUAUGCUACAGAUGUUGUCAGUGUGGCUCUCAAUGACAGGCUUAACAAAAAGGGAGUAUAUUCUGUGUCAACGUGUCCUGGCCUGGUGAUGUCUAACAUGACAUUUGGUAUACUACCUUCAUGGUUUUGGUUUCUGGUUAUGCCUUUCUUAUUCUUUAUGCGGUUGUUUGUGACGUCACUGACAUGUAAUGCCUACAAUGCCGCAGAAGCCUUAAUUUGGAUAUCAAAGCAGAGAUGUGAAAGUUUAAAUUCCAGAAUCAAAUAUUGCAGUCACUGUUCUAUAUUUGGUAAACCAUAUGUUGCUGAAGAAAAGCUCAAUAUCAGUGAAAAAGAUGCAGAUAACUUAUACAACCAAAUGGAGGGAUUGUAUCAAGGUUUCAAGUCAAAGUACAGAAAUGGCACCAGUAGAACAGCUAAAGACAGUGUCUCAAAUGGUUUACAGAAUGGGAUACAGAAUGGAUUCCACUGAUACUGAUAAAAUCCUUUUUGUCACAUUUGUGUACAGUCUCCAACACAGUGAUCUUCCUUGACUCGGCCACCUUAAAAAAUUGAUUCAGUGGCAGUGACUGAUAUACUGUAAAGGAAGGGUUUUCAGCUGAAUUCAGAAAUAUUUGUAGACUUUACACUAAAAUAUUGACUUAUUUAUUUAUGUAGAAUAAUUACUCUUUGUUAAGUUUAUAUCUGUGUUGUUAGAAAUUUUAUUUUGUAAAAGAUGCCUCUUGGUAUAAAGAUAUUGACAUGAGAUUUUUUUCUCAGAUCCUUUUUAAGUGUGUAUACAAAAAAUGUUUCGUAAUUUGAUAAGGUAUAAAGUGUCUGAGACCUUAAAUAUGUAAGCAUUUAACAUUUGCUUUUUUAUUUCUCUUCUUUUGUUAUUCCCAAUCAAUGUUAGAUAUACAUGUUAGAUAAAACUUUGAGCAAAGAAAACAUUCAAAGAUAUCACCCAAAUUAAACAGAAAGCUUUAAUUUAUGAUAUAGGUGAUGAUGAUCUUCAGAAAAUAGAAUGUGUUGUAAAAGUUGUAAUGUUCUUCACAUAACAUAGAAAUUUUUACAUUUGUUUUUAUUGAUCUUUCAUUAUUCAGCAGGCUGGAUUGAUUACAUACAGUCUGUUGGUUAUAACCAUCAGUUAGGAAGCUGAGAAUAGAUAAACUGUAUGCCUAAAUCACAGUGUGAUGAGCGCUAUGAUAGUAGCUUUGUGUUACUUUAUGUGUGAACUAACCAUAUGUUUUACAUUUUCUUUUAAAGGCUUAUGUUUGAUUUUUAUGCAGUAUUUAAAAUCAAAAUUUUACUACAUAAUUAUAAUAACUGGACAAUUAAAUAUAGUCUUUAGGACUGAAGUUUGUUAUUAGAUAACAGUACAAAUUAGAGAGCAAUUGAGAGGACACAUUCUUUUUUUACUUAUAAUUUUACCCCCAGCCAGAGAAAAUCCAAGCCUGAAUUAAUAUUCAGAUAAUAUAGAUUAAAUUAAUGCUAGCACAUAACAGAAAUAGUUAUAACAUAAAUGCUUAUUAUUGUACCCCCCGACAACAAAGUUGUAAGGGUAUACUGGUUUCAGGUUGUCUGUCUGUCUGUCUGUCCGUCUGUCUGUCUGUCCGUCUGUCCGUAGACGCAAUCUUGUGCGCACCAUCUCUCCUUAUCCCCUUGACACAAUUUAAUGAAACUUCACACAAGUGAUCAGUACCAACAGUAGUUGUGCAUGGGGCAUGUUAGGUUCUUUUAGAAAAAAAAAUUGCAGAGUUAUGGGACUUUGUUUUUUUGUUGCUAUACUAUAUACAUAGACACAAUCUUGUGCGCACCAUCUCUCCUCAUCCCCUUGACACAAUUUAAUGAAACUUCACACAAGUGAUCAGUACCAACAGUAGUUGUGCAUGGGGCAUGUUAGGUUCUUUUAGAAAAAAAAAUUUGCAGAGUUAUGGGACUUUGUUUUUUUGUUACUAUACUAUAUACAUACACAGGACACAAUCUUGUGCGCACCAUCUCUCCUCAUCCCCUUGACACAAUUUAAUGAAACAUCACACAAGUGAUCAGUACCAACAGUAGUUGUGCAUGGGGCAUGUUAGGUUCUUUUAGAAAAAAAUUUGCAGAGUUAUGGGACUUUGUUUUUUUGUUACUAUACUAUAUACAUAGACACAAUCUUGUGCGCACCAUCUCUCCUCAUCCCCUUGACACAAUUAAAUGAAACUUCACACAAUUGAUCAGUAACAACAGUAGUUGUGCAUGGGGCAUAUUAGGUUCUUUCAGAAAAAAAUUUUGCAGAGUUAUGGGACUUUGUUUUUUUUUUGUUACUAUACUAUAUACAUAGACACAAUCUUGUGCACACCAUCUCUCCUCAUCCCCUUGACACAAUUUAAUGAAACUUCACACAAGUGAUCAGUAACAACAGUAGUUGUGUAUGGGGCAUGUUAGGUUCUUUCAGCGACAAAAAUUGCAGAGUUAUGGGACUUUGUUUCUUGUUAACAUACUAUGUACAUGCAGUCUGCAUGUGCAAUCUUGUGCAUGCCUAAUCUACCAAACCCUUACACACAAUUUAAUGAAACUUCACACAAGUGAUCAGUACCAACCCUAGUUGUGCAUGGUGCAUGUUACAUUCUUUUAGAUAAAUAUUCUGCAUAGUUAUGGGACUUUGUUUUUUGUUACUAUACUGUAUACAUACAGUCUAUAUACAUACAGUCCACAUAAUUAUGCAAUCUUGUGUGCAUCAAAUUGCAAUGUACUGUGUCAGUGCAUGUGGGGGGUACAUUCAUCACCUUUAGUGAUAGCUCUAGUUUGCUAUUAAAAUUUAACAAUUGCUAUAUAUUUUUUGACUCGUUACUAGAACUAAGAAGAAAAGAACAUCAUACCGGUACAAACAAUAAUUGUACACUGACCAGAAAAACUUUAAACAAUAAUUGAGAACUUAUUGCAUAAACAAUAUUUUACAGUCUUUGCAGUCAACUUUGUGUAAAAUUAAAGUAUCAUCUUCUUCAAAUUUGGAUUUUCUAAGGCAAAGAGUAAUAUAUAUAUAUAAUAGGGUUAUUAUAACAGUAGCUUGAUCUGGGAUGCAGUAUUCGGCUCGAGUGGAAUUUUUUAUGUGCACUAUUUAUAGAAAUGUGUCUGGUCAAGCAUAUUGAUGAAAAUAGUCCGGCAGCAUACAAUACGGAAUUUAAAAGGUACAAUGCGGAAUUUUUGUCUGACUGUUCAUAUUUUAUUGUAAAAUACAAGCCUAUUUUUAGCUCACCUGUCACAAAGUGACAAGGUGUGCUUUUGUGAUCGCGCGGUGUCCGUCGUCCGUCCGUCCGUGCGUCCGUAAACUUUUGCUUGUGACCACUCUAGAGGUCACAUUUUUCAUGGGAUCUUUAUGAAAGUUGGUCAGAAUGUUCAUCUUGAUGAUAUCUAGGUCAAGUUCGAAACUGGGUCACGUGCCGUUAAAAACUAGGUCAGUAGGUCUAAAAAUAGAAAAACCUUGUGACCUCUCUAGAGGCCAUAAUUUUCAAUGGAUCUUCAUGAAAAUUGGUCAGAAUGUUCAUCUUGAUGAUAUCUAGGUCAAGUUCGAAACUGGGUCACGUGUGGUCAAAAACUAGGUCAGUAGGUCUAAAAAUAGAAAAACCUUGUGACCUCUCUAGAGGCCAUAUAUUUCACAAGAUCUUCAUGAAAGUUGGUCAGAACGUUCACCUUGAUGAUAUCUAGGUCAAGUUCGAAACUGGGUCACGUGCCUUCAAAAACUAGGUCAGUAGGUCAAAUAAUAGAAAAACCUUGUGACCUCUCUAAAGGCCAUAUUUUUCAUGGGAUCUGUAUGAAAGUUGGUCUGAAUGUUCAUCUUGAUGAUAUCUAGGUCAAGUUCGAAACUGGGUCACGUGCCUUCAAAAACUAGGUCAGUAGGUCUAAAAAUAGAAAAAACCUUGUGACCUUUCUAGAGGCCAUAUAUUUCACGAGAUCUUCAUGAAAAUUGGUCAGAACGUUCACCUUGAUGAUAUCUAGGUCAAGAUCGAAACUGGGUCACGUGCCUUCAAAAACUAGGUCAGUAGGUCAAAUAAUAGAAAAACCUUGUGACCUCUCUAAAUGCCAUAUUUUUCAUGGGAUCUGUGUGAAAGUUGGUCUGAAUGUUCAUCUUGAUGAUAUGUAGGUCAAAUUCGAAACUGGGUCACGUGUGAUCAAAAACUAGGUCAGUAGGUCUAAAAAUAGAAAAACUUUGUGACCUCUCUAGAGGCCAUAUAUUUCAUGAAAUCUUCAUGAAAAUUUGUCAGAAUGUUCACCUUAAUGAUAUCUAAGUCAAGUUCGAAAGUGGGUCACGUGCCAUCAAAAACUAGGUCAGUAGGUCAAAUAAUAGAAAAACCUUGUGACCUAACUAGAGGCCAUAUUUUCCAUGGGAUAUGUAUGAAAGUUUGUCUGAAUGUUCAUCUUGAUGAUAUCUAGGUCAAGUUUGAAAGUGGGUCACGUGCCUUCAAAAACUAGGUCAGUAGGUCAAAUAAUACAAAAACCUUGUGACCUCUCUAAAGGCCAUAUUUUUCAAUGGAUCUUCAUGAAAGUUGGUCUGAAUGUUCAUCUUGAUGAUAUCUAGGUCAAAUUCGAAACAGGGUCAUGUGCGGUCAAAAACUAAGUCAGUAGGUCUAAAAAUAGAAAAACCUUGUGACCUCUCUAGAGGCCAUACUUGUGAAUGGAUCUCCAUAAAAAUUGGUCAGAAUGUUCACCUUGAUGAUAUCUAAGUCAAGUUCGAAAGUGGGUCACGUGCCAUCAAAAAGUAGGUCAGUAGGUCAAAUAAUGAAAAAACGUUGUGACCUCUCUAGAGGCCAUAUUUUUCAUGGGAUCUGUUUGAAAGUUGGUCUGAAUGUUUAUCUUGAUGAUAUCUAGGUCAAGUUUGAAACUGGGUCAACUGCGAUCAAAAACUAGGUCAGUAGGUCUUGAAAUAGAAAAACCUUGUGACCUCUCUAGAGGCCAUACCCUUGAAUGGAUCUUCAUGAAAAUUGGUCAGAAUGUUCACCUUGAUGAUAUCAUGAUAUCAAGGUCAAGUUUGAAACUGGGUCAUAUGCCUUAAAAAAACUAGGUCAAUAGGUCAAAUAAUAGAAAAACCUUGUGACCUCUCUAGAGACCAUAUUUUUCAAUGGAUCUUCAUGAAAAUUGGUCAGAAUUUUUAUCUUUAUAAUAUCUAGGUCAAGUUCAAAACUGGGUCACAUGAGCUCAAAAACUAGGUCACUAUGUCAAAUAAUAGAAAAACCGAUGUCAUACUCAAAACUGGAUCAUGUGGGAAGAGGUGAGCGAUUCAGGACCAUCAUGGUCCUCUUGUUUACAGAAUUAAUAUAGGUAUAUAAUAAAUAAAUAUAUAUAUAUAUUAUAGAGAGAGAGAGAGAUGGUACCAGUCUAUAUCAUUUAGGACUGGUUUUUCUGUAUUUACAAGUGUUUCAUUAUGCCACCCUUCGAAGGGGUAUAUUGUUUUGCAGAUGUUUUUUAUGUAGAAUAAGUGCAAGAUUUCCAUCGUUUUUGAAGCAUUACAGCUAGAAGAGGUAAUAUAUAGCUUUACAUACAUGUGUUUUGCACCUGUAUCAAUUUCAGUGCCUUUAUUUUGUUGCACAGUAAAAGUUAAUGUUAUAUCCGAAAAAUGUUACAUGACUAAACAUGUCUGUGAUAUAAAUUUUAGUAUUUUACUUAAACAUUCAGGACUAUUUGUUGAAACAUUGUUUCAAAUAUUUUAUAAAUUUACGCGUUUUAAGUGCUUCCACCUUGUUGUAGAAUUGUAUUAUCAGGGAUAUAGUUAAGAUUUAGAGUGACUUUAGUCAAGGUUAUAAAGCUGAGUUCACUAUAAACAAUCCAGCAUUUGAUUGGUUAAUUUUGUGCACAAUCAUAAACUGACCAGUAAAAAAGUUGCUUUCUGAGUGUCUUCAUACACAGUUUUAUAACCUUGGAUCCUGUUUUAUAUCUGCUCGAACUGCAAGAUCAAAAAUAUAAUUGUGAU